Molecule: messenger RNA, 1447 nt
Organism: Thermothielavioides terrestris NRRL 8126
Lineage: Eukaryota; Fungi; Ascomycota; Sordariomycetes; Sordariales; Chaetomiaceae
Exons: 2
Coding region: 20-787 (255 amino acids)
Biological process (GO): peptidyl-arginine methylation
Cellular component (GO): nucleus
Molecular function (GO): protein-arginine N-methyltransferase activity
Source: RefSeq, a predicted model, not a curated record
GCACGUCGUUGGCGUCGACAUGUCGACCAUCAUCUUCAAGGCCCGCGAGAUUGUCAAGAUCAACGGCUUGGCGGACAAGAUCACCCUGAUCCAGGGCAAAAUGGAGGAGAUCGAGCUGCCGUACGAGAAGGUCGACAUCAUUAUCUCAGAGUGGAUGGGCUACUUCCUGCUCUACGAGAGUAUGCUGGACACUGUGCUCUACGCCCGCGAUAAGUAUCUUAAGAAAGACGGGCUCAUCUUCCCCGACAAGGCCACCAUCUUCGUGGCCGGCAUCGAAGAUGGGGAAUACAAGGAGGAGAAGAUCGGCUUCUGGGACAACGUCUACGGCUUCGACUACACCCCGCUGAAGGAGACGGCGCUGUCCGAGCCGCUGGUCGACACGGUCGAGAUGAAGGCGGUGGUGACGGACCCGACGGCGGUGCUGACGCUGGACCUGUACAAGGUGCAGCCGUCCGACCUGGCCUUCAGCUGCCCGUUCGACCUGGUGGCGCGGCGCGCCGACUUCAUCCACGCGCUGGUGGCCUGGUUCGACAUCGAGUUCACCGCCUGCCACAAGCCGAUCCGCUUCUCCACCGGCCCGCACACCAAGUACACGCACUGGAAGCAGACCGUCUUCUACCUCAAGGACGUGCUCACGGUCGAGCAGGGCGAGAAGGUCGAGUGCUCCCUGCACAACCGCCCAAACGAGAAGAACCGCCGCGACCUCGACAUCAAGAUCGAGUACCGCCUCGACACCCAGGACCCCACCCGCCAGGCCGAGGGCACCUGUCUGUACAAGAUGUGCUAGGCGCCGGCUGCGUCGGUAUGGGAGCUUCGCUGAUGGAAGAAGACCCGAGGGAGCCGGGUUUUUCUUUCUGAUCGCUAGGGCGGAAUCUAGCGAGAGGCUGGCAUGGAUGAUGGCAUUUUUCCCUUUUUUUUCUUUUUUCUGGGGUGGGGGGGAGGGAGGGAGGAGGGUGAGAAGGGUGGCUGUAGAAAAGGGUCCAUCGGCGUUUUUCUUGGCUGAUUCAGUAUCAUUACUGCUCAGGCUCAGCGGGUGUGUGGUGCAAAACAUGGUGAUGAGGUGAUGAGCCUGGAUGACUAGGGAUACCCGUGAAAACUGGUGGGAGAGAACUACUGAAGGGAGCUCGUUUCAUGCGCUUGAGCCCGUGGAAUCUGAAUUCACUGUGAUAACAUGAUGUGGCUUCAACUUGAAUGCCUGACCUGCUUUGCAAUCGAGCGGAACCUGGUGGUUGGUUGUCAUUGCAUGUCUGAUUGUCUCAACCACACACCCCUUUUUAUGCUCACUCUCUACGGAGUACACCGGGGCGGACGAUAACGAACCACAUUCUGCUCUCAUCUUUUCUAUCUGCUUUCCUUUUUUUCCCCCUCAAUUCCUCCCAACCGCCGCCCACUUCCUCUCUCUGUCGGACCUCACUUUUUAUCCACCCCUUUUCUCCCCUUUUCCCCU